Molecule: messenger RNA, 1664 nt
Organism: Dendronephthya gigantea
Lineage: Eukaryota; Metazoa; Cnidaria; Anthozoa; Malacalcyonacea; Nephtheidae
Exons: 1
Coding region: 225-1529 (434 amino acids)
Biological process (GO): DNA integration
Molecular function (GO): nucleic acid binding
Source: RefSeq, a predicted model, not a curated record
CUUCAAGGACUUCAAGUGGUAUAGGAGGAACAGAAUUCAGCCUUUUUUCAUUCUUUCAAAGAACUAAAACAAUUGUUACGGAAGCAGAAUACUAUAUUUCUUCAGAUCAACUUUCGUUUAAUGAUAUCGAUAGUCUUGAGCGAAUACACGAAAGGCUUUCUGAAGCUGGAGAUACAGUCUUCACUUUAAAGGAGAGAGCAUUAAACCUCGUUGCUGACAUCGAGAUGGAAAACUUUUACAAUGACAUGGACGAAUUAUCUACGUAUUUAAAUCGACUUCGAACUUUUUUCCAAAAUACUAUCAAUGGUCUACAAGAUCAGAUUACUUGCACCCCAGCAUACAGUUGCGCCAGGAUAUACACAGGCAUGAGAGGUCAGCCACGAAUUGAAAUAUCUAAGAGACAGAUUGAGUGCCUCAGAGAAUUACACUUUUCUUGGACUAAAAUAGCCGAAUUAUUAGGCAUUUCUCUAAAAACUUUGCAACGAAGACGCGAAGAAUUCCAAAUUGACAAUGGGGAGUCGUGGUCUACAAUCAAUGACAAUGAUCUACGAGAAGUCAUGCAAGAAAUUAUGAGUAUUACACCUGGCAUUGGGCAGACACGUAUGUUAGGUGCCCUAAAAAGUCGAGGAAUAAGAGCCCAACGUUCACGUGUAAGGGUUAUGAUGCGUGAGUUGGAUCCCAUAGGAACUGCACUUCGUUGGCGAGGAGCAAUUUGUAGAAGAAAUUAUUCUGUGCGUUGUGCGAAUGCUUUGUGGCAUAUAGAUGGGAACCACAAAAUGAUACGGUGGCGCAUUGUGGUACAUACAUCUAUUGACGGGUACUCAAGAUUAAUACCAUAUCUUUAUUGUGCUAAUAACAACAAAUCGAUUACAGUUCUACAGUUAUUUCAAAAUGCUUGCCAAUCAUAUGGUUUACCUUCAAGGGUAAGGUGUGACCAUGGCCUUGAAAAUGUAGGUGUUGCUCGAAUGAUGUUGGAGUGUCGUGGCAUUAAUCGAGGAAGCAUUAUCACUGGUGCUUCAGUGCACAACCAACGAGUAGAGAGACUACACAGAGAUGUUACUACUGGUGUUCUUAAGGCAUAUAUUGAUGAAUUUUACAGAAUGGAAAGUUCUGGUCUUCUAAACCCUGAUAACGAAAUACAUAUCUUUUCACUUCACCUUGUUUUUUUAAAAGUGAUUAAUAAUUCCUUAGAAGAGUUUAUUGAUCAGUGGAAUCAUCAUGGCAUUAGUACAGAAAGAGGAUCAUCACCAUUACAACUUUGGUCAGAAAGUAUAUUAAGAUGUGCAACAGAAAACAAUUCAACAUUAGAUGAUAUUUUAGUUAAUGAAGAAGUAGAAUCAUACAAUUUACAAGGUGACAAUGAGUUUGAAAAUGAUGCGGCUGGAGUUGUUGUACCUCAAAGUUCAGUUAAUUUAAGAGACGAUCAGCUGGCAUAUGUUCAAAAUUUAGCCAACCAGAACAACAACAGGUAUAACAUAAUUCAGACAUAUGUUCAAGUUGUAAAUGCUAUUAAUAUGAUGGUGGAAUAAUUUAUAAUAAUGCAGUAAAGCUGAUAGAAAUUAAAAGAAACUCAAGUCUGGACAUUUCAGCAAAUACUUUGCUUCAAAAUAUCAAAAACAGUUUUAUAUUUCAAUCCAUUGAGUUCUUUCAAUAGUGAAAUAAAA